Messenger RNA from Cydia strobilella, 2509 nucleotides. RefSeq names its product cytochrome b5-related protein-like. Gene Ontology annotation, biological process: lipid metabolic process. Lineage: Eukaryota; Metazoa; Arthropoda; Insecta; Lepidoptera; Tortricidae. The coding region runs from base 201 to 1547 and encodes 448 amino acids. The transcript has 6 exons. Gene Ontology annotation, molecular function: heme binding. The record is from RefSeq and is a predicted model, not a curated record.
UGUUGCGUAUAACCACUUCCCCGCAAUCGUUACACAUGCAGUCAAGGCUACGGUUUAUCAAGUGACCGACGCGCGCGGCUGUUGACCAUGUUGUUUAUAUUUACAACAAAAUAAUAAAUAAAUAUAAAACUGUGAAAUAUUGUGAUAAAGAGAUAAGAUAAGAUAAGGAUUGUCGAAAAAAGCUGAUUUAUUCCUAAGACAUGGCACCAAACUCUGAAAAACCGAGAACGAAUCAACGACAAGUCAGCUUUCCCCAUUUAGAAUACCCGGUAACACGCGAGGAGGAGCCACGAACUCCGCAGCAGUGGCUGAAGGGCAAGCGGUUACAGGACGGCGCGCAGGAUCUAUGGAGAAUACAUGACUCGCUAUACGACUUGACCACUUUUGUGGACGCACAUCCUGGAGGUGCACAGUGGAUCACAGUUACUAAGGGGACUGAUAUAACAGAAGUCUUCGAAACGCAUCACCUGAAAGGCCUUGCCGAAGAACAACUACCCAAAUACUUCGUGAGAAAAACUGACGCACCGAGAAACUCUCCGUUUACGUUCAUCAACGACGGUUUCUACAAGACUCUUAAGCUGAAGGUCGCUGAAAAGAUAAAAGAAAUCCCAAAGAACGUCAGAAAGCGUAGCGACUUAGUCACCGACAACUUGUUGGCUGCUUUCGUGGCUAUCAGUUCAUUGUCAUGUUGGAUAAUGAGCACGAACAUUUGGGUUGGACUAGCUUUGAUCCCUGCUAGCGGUUAUCUUCUGUCAAGUCUCGUGACCUGUUCUCAUAAUUACUUCCACAGACGGAAUAACUGGAGAAUGUACAUAUUCAACCUUAUAGGAUCGUCCUAUUCAGACUGGCGCAUAUCACAUGCAAUGUCGCAUCACAUGCAUACGAAUACUGCACAAGACAUUGAGCUGAGUGCGUUAGAGCCUUUUAUGCUGUUCUUGCCGUACAGAACCAAGUCGGUGAUCGAGCAACUGGCUGCCUUGUAUUGGCCUGUAAUCUACUCAGUCGCAUUGGUGGUGCAAUUUGUGAAGGAAGUCAUAUGCUGUGCCGUAAAGGUCGAAGGCAAGCAGUUAACGUUAGCCAAUGUCAUUCCCUUCCUCGUGCCCACUUGGAUGUGGUACUUUGGAGGUCUGCCCUUGCACUGGACGCUGGCAGUCUGGGUUGCCACGCUGGUAUUCGCCAGCUUCUUCUUUAUAAUGUUCGGACUGACUGCAGGUCAUCAUGCUCAUGAGAACUUUUUCGAGGGUGAUAAACCGAGGGCACAGUACGUAGACUGGGGACUUCACCAGCUCGACACGGUAGUUGAAAGAAUCGACUACGCAGGCAAUCACUUCAAGUCUCUCACGCGGUUCGGCGACCACUACCUACACCACCUGUUCCCGACGCUGGACCACGGCGAGCUCAAAUACCUCUACCCCGUACUUUACGAGCAUUGCAGAAAGUAUGAGGAACAACUGCGGACCACGACGUUCUACAAAGCGUUGAUAAGUCACUGUAAGCAAUUAAUUAGAACCACGCCACGUGAUUUCACUGAACAUAAUAGAAAGUAAAUUGUAUAGUAGUUAUUAGAUUUAUUUGUUAUGACUUACAUAUCUAUGGAGAAACCGAGCCGUCCGUCAAGGUGUGAGGAGAAAGUGUUUACGACAUUUUACAGGAAUUAGAUAUAUUGUAUAGGUUAAAGAUAGAUAGGAUACAGGAUAAAUAGAUACUAGAGGAUCAAUUAUUGGUCAGUUUAUAAAAAAAUGCCUACGAUUAUAAAUACUUACUACAAAGUAAAAACUUAGAAAAAAACCUGUCUGCCUGUUAUGUAUAGUUUACAAUAAGGCAUUGAAUAAAUUACAUAAAUAUUACCUAGUUCUUACUUAGUUGACUACGUGUGACUUGUAAGAAUAUUACCUAAUAGUCGCUAUUUAAGAUGUUCUAUUCGUGUUACAAGCUUUUUAGUUCUCUUUCAUGACCAAUUUAUAAAAUCGUAAGUCAUACAAAAAAGCCAAGUCCAAAUUGGACACGCAAUAAGGUAUAUCUAGGUCUGAAGUUAGUUUUUAUAUCUUCAGUUUAUAAAACAAGCAAAAUAAAGCAAAAACAAGUUUUGUAUGAAAAACUUAAAUUCGCUGUAUUUUUUAAGCUACAUAAACUAAUUACAGACAUAGAUAUACCUUAUCCUAUUGUAAGUACAAAAUUUCAGAGCAAUCUAGCUAGUCGUUUUAAAAUGAGAGCGGAACUACGUUUGUAUGGAGAACCGAGCUUGCCGGAAACCCUUAAUAGUCAUAGUCAUAGCCAUUUAUUUUAUAAAGCCAAUUUACAAGUCAGUUGAUAAAUAACAUCAAAUUACUAUACAAUAAAAUUAAUCGAUUAGGUUACAUCAUAUUCUAUAAUGUAUUCAAUUUGUAUUAUUGUACUCUUGUAAGGCAAUAGAAAAACACAUUCUGAGAAACAAAACUGUAUAUCUAACAUUCUUGAGACAGACCUCGCUCGCAAACAGGCAGUCAGACAAACGAAAGGACAACUAAGU